Messenger RNA from Parnassius mnemosyne (clouded apollo), 1446 nucleotides. Lineage: Eukaryota; Metazoa; Arthropoda; Insecta; Lepidoptera; Papilionidae. The record is from the annotation of a GenBank genome assembly.
AUGGAGGGUAUCCGUACUCGAAGUCAACGCCAGUUGGAGACGGACCAGAGACGAUUUGGUAAUACAACGCCGCAAACAUCGGAGGGCCAGCUGCUGACCACGGAGGCCGGUCGGUCAUCAGCUCCUGCAUCUGCAGCACCUGACUUAGGUGCUCUGAUGAUGAUGCUGCAGGAACAGGCUCGCCGACAGGAGGAACAGGCCCAUCGGUUGAAAGAGCAGCUGCAGCGCGGACAGGAGGAACAGGCCCGCCAACAAGAGGAACAGGCCGGCCAACAGGAGGAACAGGCCCGUCGGUUGGAAGAACAGCUGCAGCGCGGACAGGAGGAACAGGCCCGCCAACAGGAGGAACAGGGCCGUCGGUUGGAAGAGCAGUUUCUUCUCAUGAAGGACCUUCACGCUACCUUCGGGAAAGAGAUAAAGGAGGUGAAAGAUAGGGUUGCUCAACAUGACAACCGCCUGUCGGAAGCUGAAACCCGAAUCGACCAAGUGAAAAAUCGGGUUGACAACGUGAUGGUUGACGUGAAGAAAAUGCUGAACGACCUCAAAAUUGGGGAUGGAGUUACAGCUCCCGUGGUAGCUACAACACCUUCGCUACGUGGAUUCAAAGUGCCACCGUUCGACAGGAGUUUUUCCUGGUCGGCCUACAAAAUCCAGUUCGCGGCUGUCAUGAAAGCGAACGGCUGGAAUAAAAGUCAGGCCAUAACUGCUCUCACCCUAGGCCUACGCGACCAGGCCUUAACUGUUCUGGAAGCUCUCGGUAAGGAUAUGACUUACGAGCAGCUCCUUGAGGCAUUGGAGGCGAGAUAUGGCGAUGCUCAUCUGGAACACGUCUUUCGUGCGCAGCUCAAAGAUCGCGUGCAACGCAGUAACGAAAACCUGCAGCAGUGGGCCCUUGAGGUGGAGAAGCUGGUUCGAAAAGCGUACCAGUCUGUACCUGCGCUCAUUGUAGGGAACCUGGUGCAGACAUUCAUCGACGGCAUCCGCGACCUUGAAGUCAGAGCUGUUGUGAGGCUCGGGCACCACGAGAUGCUUAAGGACGCCUUGACCCAUGCACUGGAGGUGGAAGCCGUGCGGCAGGAUCAUCGUUCCCACCGCGUCAGGGAGGUUGCAGCAGCUACAGUUCAGGACCGCAAUAAGGGCUACAGCCCUAGGUGCUACGGCUGUGGGGAAAGGGGCUAUCUUCGAUCCAGCUGCCCUAAACGAACUGUAGGUGGUGAUCGAUCUCGAGAGGGUAGUGUGGCUGACAGCACCGCCCAGCAGCAGCAGGGAAACUGGCGGGUGCUGGCUGAUGUUAAAAGAGCCCCAAGGAUUUCGAUCUCACAAACCCGUGAUGGAAACAGCCUGAUCAUCAAGGGCGAGGUCAACGGAAAGCCGUGGCACGGUUGUCAGUUCCCAACUUAUAAAUCAGUUUCUUGGGGACUCCGCAUACAACCGCGAACGCAUUAA